Messenger RNA from Anopheles maculipalpis, 449 nucleotides. RefSeq lists its product as uncharacterized. Gene Ontology annotation, biological process: translation; ribosome biogenesis. The transcript has a single exon. Lineage: Eukaryota; Metazoa; Arthropoda; Insecta; Diptera; Culicidae. Gene Ontology annotation, molecular function: structural constituent of ribosome. The record is from RefSeq and is a predicted model, not a curated record. The coding region runs from base 1 to 414 and encodes 137 amino acids. Gene Ontology annotation, cellular component: ribosome; mitochondrial large ribosomal subunit.
AUGUGGGGAACGUUGUUCACACGGUUACGAACGGUUUGCACCGUAUCGCUUCCACGUUCCAUCGAGGUUCCGACAGCACUGCGACCGGCAACGUCUGGGGUGGUUUCAUAUUUCCACUCGCUAUCAUUUCCGGCCAAACCUUCUCCCCUCACCAACCAAUGCAACCAGCAAGCGGUGUGCAUUCCACAUUUUCUGCAGGCCCGCCCCAUACCAUUGCUGAACUUGGUCAGCGGCUUUAAGGUGAAGGGUCGACUAAAGCGACGCUGCAAAGAUUGUUACUUUGUGAUGCGCCAGGAGCGGCUGUAUGUAAUUUGCAAAACCCAUCCGCGCCACAAGCAGAUGUCGAUGAAGAAGCAUGAUCGCAACACAUGGAUACUGACGGACGCUACCCAAGGCAAGGUUAGAGCGUGGUGAACGUCCUAAAUUAGUCAUUAACAACUGUUAGUAGG